This is a messenger RNA of Mercenaria mercenaria, 5035 nucleotides long. RefSeq lists its product as uncharacterized. The transcript is spliced from 9 exons. The record is from RefSeq and is a predicted model, not a curated record. NCBI's taxonomy places the organism in Eukaryota, Metazoa, Mollusca, Bivalvia, Venerida, Veneridae. The coding region runs from base 573 to 1247 and encodes 224 amino acids.
AGAUGCCAGUGAUUCUGGAACUGUUCCUCAUUGUAACGUGUUUGGUUCAGUCCUCAAAAACUGAAGUUGUUUGUGACAAGAAUGCAACAUUACAAGACUGGAAUACAUGUUUCAGCGUCUAUGAGAUGCAAUUGCAAUAUCUUUAUGACACUAAAUUCGACGACGAAUAUAAAUGGAAGAAGAUAUGCAAAAGUUCAGAAUGCCUCAUACAGUGCGUGACUGACGUUAUGAGUGAUUGUGUAAAAACUAAAGAAGUUCUGGAUGGUGGUUUUGCUGAAUAUGAUGCUGACAAGGUUAAGUUGUACUACAGGUUCGCUUGUUCAGAAAUAUCACGUCUUAAGAAACUCAAGUUUUGUGCAUUUAACCAAACUUGUUAUGGGGAGUCAUACAGUCUUUCAGAGUCCCAAUAUCUUGACCUAUACAAGACAAGGCAGAUAUGCAAGUAAUAUGCAAAGCUUCGUCAAUGUGUGACAGUAAGCCCUUCAGAAAACUGUACUGAAUCCGACGCUAGAUCAGCCACAGUCCUUUCAAAAAUUCAAUACUCAUUACGCACAUUGUGUGGAAACGAGGACAUGAGCCACAUAUACAAUAUGUACGAUGGGGACGCUAGGUGUACUGAUCCUAAAGUGGAGAGUAAAUGUUUUGAAUCACGAGUAACGUCACGUAUAACACGAUGUUCGGCUCUCUCCUUGCGGACUCUUGUUGACCAGAGGUUGCCGCCAAACAUUAUCGACUUCUGUGAUAGACAAGAAUGCAAUAUAAAAUGUUACGAGGAUGCUGUAAGCCUCUGUAGCAUGAAGGAUCAGUAUGUUGAGUUGGACCCAGUCGCUGUUAAAGUCUCAUACAGGGUAUCAUGUGAUAAAAAGGAAGAACUCAAAACUGCGGUAGCAGAAUGUACUAUCCGGAACAUGACAUGCUCUGCGGAUUUCCAAGACCUCCAGACAGAAGCAAACAAACUUCUGCAGCAUACUAACAACACGGCAUACAGACAAGCUCUCUGCAGGGCUACCUCGAAAUUUCUCGAGUGUUUGGACUAUGUUGUUGCUGGAAAUUGCACUAACGAGAUGGCGACAUUAAUGAAGGAUAUAAUGACAGUUGCGUUCAGCUAUGCUAAAUGCGGACCACAAGACCACGCCUACUUUUCUAAAUAUGGCGGCGAUACUAAAUGCGUCACUUCCGGAAGCUGGAAAUCCAUGAUAAGCAUCUUGCUCUUUGGAAUGACAGCGUUGCUUCUUGUACGACUUUGAACAAACAGUUUUUCAUUUGGAAUAAACAUCACUGAACAAAUUGUUCAGUGUCCAAAUAUUCAGAGUACAAAAUAAGAAAAUCAAGUACCCACAAUAUGAAUAUAACAUGUAGUUAUUCGAUCUUCCAAUUAGCACUGAUCGUUGUGAUUUAACAAAACCAUUUCAUUAUCAUGCAUUUCACAAAAUCCUGUGUACUUUUGUGCAUUUGUUCAAUUUUAAUGAUAAAUUGGACAUGAUAAAGUAUAAAGUCAGAUGAAGAAAGAAGUGUUAUAAGUUUUGACAAAGAUUCGGUUAUGUAUGUAUAGAAACCGGGGAUUCGCGCUUAUUGCUUUCAGACUAUGCAACUCAAUUCUAUUCAAGACUUGGUAUAUCGAUACACUAACUGCAAAAGUCCAUUUCUUCUUUCAUCACGUCUAAAACCGAUUUAGACAAUUUAUCUCGUAUUUUAUAUCUUAAUUCAUUUGUCAAGUUUGCUUUAUGUCUGCAUCUUUAGAUCUUGAUUCGUUUGUAUUAUUUUGAAUGUGUAUACGCAUGAAAAAAUGUUGUUUAACAAUAAUUAUUCUGUUCCAACGCCAAACUUUGCUACUGUUGUAAGGAAACAAACUGGUAUCAAAAUGUUACAAUUUUUUAUCUAAAUUCGCAGAAUCAUUGUACAUUUAAUUACUUCGAAGUUUUUGUUUGCAAAACAUGCAUGGAAAAUCCAUUUACAGUCGUUCUUUGUUUGAGACCCACAGAGCUUGCAAGUAGAUCUAACAUGUUUCCUAUUGUAUGUUUAACACAAUAAAUCAUUGAUCAAUUCCCCAUAAUUAUGCAAUAUCUUGGGAAAUAAGCAUGGAAAAACAAGAAAAAAACAGAAAUUUAUUUAUAUAAUAACAGUGUUGGCACGACCUCAUCACAGUCAUAAUAAAAAUAACAAUGGCAAGACGUAUGCGAUGCGAGAAAAAAUGGUAACACUAUUUUAUCACAUGUUUGACGUCGCUGGAGUGUAAUAAAGCCAUUAAAUAAAAACGAUAAUACACUAGUGUAAUUAAUAAAGAUUUGACGUCGACGUCAUUUAUAGUAUAGGCGACGUCGGUCAAAUUGUCUUGUUUAUAUAGUAAAAGAAAGUCGAUUUUUAGCUCACCUGUCACAAAGUGACAAGGUGAGCUUUUGUGAUCGUGCGGUGUCCGUCGUCCGUGCGUGCGUCCGUCCGUCCGUAAACUUUUGCUUGUGACCACUCUAGAGGUCACAUUUUUCAUUGGAUCUUUAUGAAAGUUGGUCAGAAUGUUCAUCUUGAUGAUAUCUAGGUCAAGUUCGAAACUGGGUCAUGUGCCUUCAAAAACUAGAUCAGUAGGUCUAAAAAUAGAAAAACCUUGUGACCUCUCUAGAGGCCAUAUAUUUCACAAGAUCUUCAUGAAAAUUAAUCAGAAUGUUCACCUUGAUGAUAUCUAGGUCAAGUUCGAAACUGGGUCACGUGCCAUCAAAAACUAGGUCAGUAGGUCUAAAAAUAGAAAAACCUUGUGACCUCUCUAGAGGCCAUAUAUUUCACAAGAUCUUCAUAAAAGUUAGUCAGAACGUUCAACUUGAUGAUUUCUAGGUCAAGUUUGAAACUGGGUCACGUGCCAUCAAAAACUAGGUCAGUAGGUCAAAUAAUAGAAAAACCUUGUGACCUCUCUAAAGGCCAUAUUUUUCAUGGGAUCUGUAUGAAAGUUGGUCUGAAUGUUCAUCUUGAUGAUAUCUAGGUCAAGUUCGAAACUGGGUUACGUGCCAUCAAAAACUAGGUCAGUAGGUCUAAAAAUAGAAAAACCUUGUGACCUCUCUAGAGGCCAUAUAUUUCAUGAGAUAUUCAUGAAAAUUGGUCAGAACGUUCAACUUGAUGAUUUCUAGGUCAAGUUCGAAACUGGGUCACGUGCCAUCAAAAACUAGGUCAGUAGGUCAAAUAAUAGAAAAACCUUGUGACCUCUCUAAAGGCCAUAUUUUUCAUGGGAUCUGUAUGAAAGUUGGUCUGAAUGUUCAUCUUGAUGAUAUCUAGGUCAAGUUUGAAACUGGGUCACGUGCCUUAAAAAACUAGGUCAGUAGGUCUAAAAAUAUAAAAACCUUGUGACCUCUCUAGAGGCCAUAUAUUUCAGGAGAUCUUCAUGAAAUUUGGUCAGAAUGUUCACCUUGAUGAUAUCUAAGUCAAGUUCGAAAGUGGGUCACGUGCCUUCAAAAACUAGGUCAGUAGGUCAAAUAAUAGAAAAACCUUGUGACCUCUCUAGAGGCCAUAUUUUUCAUGGGAUCUGUAUGAAAGUUGGUGUGAAUAUUUAUCUUGAUGAUAUCUAGGUCUAGUUCGAAAGUGGAUCACGUGCCAUCAAAAACUAGGUCAGUAGGUCAAAUAAUAGAAAAACCUUGUGACCUCUCUAAAGGCCAUAUUUUUCAUGGGAUCUGUAUGAAAAUUGGUCCGAAUGUUCAUCUUGAUGAUAUCUAGGUCAUGUUCGAAACAGGGUCAUGUGCGGACAAAAACUAGGUCAGCAGGUCUAAAAAUAGAAAAACCUUGUGACCUCUCUAGAGGCCAUACUUGUGAAUGGAUCUCCAUUAAAAUUGGUCAGAAUGUUUACCUUGAUGAUAUCUAGGUCAAGUUUGAAACUGGGUCACGUGCCUUAAAAAACUAGGUCAGUAGGUCAAAUAAUAAAAAAACCUUGUGACCUCUCUAGAGGCCAUACUUUUCAUGGGAUCUGUAUGAAAGUUGGUCUGAAUGUUCAUCUUGAUGAUAUCUAGGUCAACUGGGUCAACUGCGGUCAAAAAUUAGGUCAGUAGGUCUAAAAUUAUUAAAAUCUUUUGACCUCUCUAGAGGCCAUAUUUUUCAAUGGAUCUUCAUGAAAAUUGAUCUGAAUGUUCACCUUGAUGAUAUCUAGGUCAUUUUCGAAACUGGGUCACGUGCGGUCAAAAACUAGGCCAGUAGGUAUAAAAAUAGAAAAACCUUGUGACCUCUCUAGAGGCCAUAUUUUUCAUGAGAUCUUCAUAAAAAUUAGUGAGAAUGUUCACCUUGAUGAUAUCUAGGUAAAAUUCAAAACAGGGUCAUGUACCUUCGAAAACUAGGUCAAUAGGUCAAAUAAUAGGAAAACCUUGUGACCUCUCUAGAGACCAUAGUUUUCAAUGGAUCUUCAUGAAAAUUGGUCAGAAUUUUUAUCUUGAUAAUAUCUAGGUCAAGUUCAAAACUGGGUCACAUGAGCUCAAAAACUAGGUCACUAUGUCAAAUAAUGACGUCAUACUCAAAACUGGGUCAUGUGGGAAGAGGUGAGCGAUUCAGGACCAUCAUGGUCUUCUUGUUUUAUGUUUCGACAAGAAAGGCUAACAUGUGAUAAAAAGAAUAUUACAUGUGUAACUUUCCACAUUGAAUUUAUUAAACUCGUUUAAUAAAAUUGAUAAAAUGCUCGGCAGAGCCUCGCAUUUUAUUAUUUUAUUCAACUCGUUUAAUAAAUUCAAUAUAAAAAGACACUCAUGUAAUAUCCUCAAUAUUUUUGUCAAUCCCAGCAUAAUUAUAAACUAAACAAAAAUUGGUACUAAAACAUAAAUCUUCUCCAUUUGAAAAUAACUUCUACUGCCAAUGAAGAUGUUUGCUGACAGGACGGACACCAAAUAAUUUGCAAUCAUGCCAGAUACUUUAGAUAAUACAAUGGCGGCAGUUUUAAAAACGUCCUUAUCAAACUAAAUCAAAUAACAUAUUUAAAAAAAAAUGAACUAAGUAAAGUUAUUUGUUUACUUUAGACUGACGAAAUAGUAUGUACAGACUGAAAACAAACUGAUUAAAAUAAAACAAACAUAUCAUU